Cavia porcellus (domestic guinea pig) is the source of this 4083-nucleotide messenger RNA. Its product is annotated as ethylmalonyl-CoA decarboxylase. The record is from RefSeq and is a predicted model, not a curated record. Gene Ontology annotation, molecular function: catalytic activity. NCBI's taxonomy places the organism in Eukaryota, Metazoa, Chordata, Mammalia, Rodentia, Caviidae. Bases 444 to 1346 code for a protein of 300 amino acids. The transcript is spliced from 7 exons. Gene Ontology annotation, cellular component: cytosol. Gene Ontology annotation, biological process: fatty acid beta-oxidation.
CGGGCGAGGACCCAGUCUGCCAGGCAAACGCUCCGUCCUGGAGCACUGUGAGCUCACCGUACUGACUCAGGCAGCGCUACCCGUGGUCUAUAGGCUCCUUCACCUCUGCGUGUCCUGCUUGACUGAAACAUCCCCAGUAUCAAUUGUGUGACGCUGCCAACUUCUCAGAAAGUGAGCCACACUGUCGCGGCGCUGCGGAAACACAGAGGAACUGACAAGGCCAGAAAUACCUGCAGAACCAUCAGAUGAAGACCUAGCACUUGUGGGACAGAUACGUGUGGAGGUGGAAGUGUCAUUAAGAAACCUGGAGGAGGAGCAUCGACGUAAAACAUCCCAUCUUGAGAGUGAUUUGCCAGAUGAGUUCUUAAGGAAUCAGUUCGGGCACGGAAAGAGCAUUUCAGGGAGGGAAAGCAGCUGUGGACAGCGCCUGGCUUGAACUGGAAAUGGCAAACAGUCUUUUAAAAACAUCUCCGUCUUCAAGGACAAAAGUACUCCAUCAAGUAGGCUUAUCUCUGUAUAAUACCUUUCAUGGCUUCCAUGAGGAGGAGGUGAAGAAAACACUCCAGCAGUUUCCUGGUGGGUCGGUCGAUCUUCAGAAAGAUGACAGUGGCAUUGGCAUCCUUACUCUGAACAACCCCAGUAAGAUGAACGCCUUCUCAGGUGUCAUGAUGCUACAACUUUUGGAAAAAGUGAUUGAACUGGAAAAUUGGACAGCAGGGAAAGGAGUCAUUGUCCGUGGAGCCAAAAACACUUUCUCUUCAGGGUCUGACCUGAAUGCCGUGAAAGCACUGGCCACUCCAGAGGAUGGAAUGGCUUUAUGUAUGUUCAUGCAGAACACCUUAACAAGAUUUACAAGGCUUCCUUUAAUAAGCGUGGCCCUGGUGCAGGGCCGAGCCCUGGGUGGAGGCGCAGAGUUAACCACAGCCUGUGACUUCAGAUUAAUGACUCCGGAGAGUGAGAUCAGAUUUGUCCACAAGGAGAUGGGAAUAAUCCCAAGCUGGGGUGGUGCCAGCCGGCUGGUUGAAAUCAUAGGCAGUCGAGCAGCUCUCAAAGUGUUAGGUGGGGCCCUCAAACUGGAUCCCACAAAAGCUUUAAGCAUAGGAAUGGCUGAUGAGAUCUUGCAGUCUUCAGAUGAAACAAAAUCUGUAGAAGAGGCCCAAGCAUGGCUCGCACAGUUUGUCAAUGGGCCACCAGAAGUCAUUAGAGCUUUGAAAAAAUCUGUUUGUUCAGGCAAGGAACUAUAUUUAGAGGACGCAUUACAGAACGAAAGAGAUCUUUUAGGAACAGUAUGGGGUGGAGCUGCUAAUUUACAGGCUAUUGCUAGAAAAGGAAAAUUUAAUAAAUAACAUCUAAAAAUGUGGGUUUACUACAAGUUCCAAUUAAUAAUAUAUACUGAAGUUAAAUGAAAAUAUGAACAGCAGAAUUAAUCUGAAAGUACUAUUAGUAUUCAGAUUUGUUUUGGGUUAGGGUUAGGGUUAGCUAAAGUCAUUAGCCAACAUUUUCUUAAUAUUUGGGCAACACGUUUUGUGUAAGUUAUUCCUAUCACUUCUUUUAUGGUAAUAAUGGUUCUUAGCUAUGAACAAAGGAUGCCUGUUUUGCUUUUUGGGUUUUUUUUUUUUUUUUUUUUUUUUUUUUUUUUUUAGAUAUAAGUGUGCUUAUCACCGUGUCUGCCACCAACAAAGAUUAGUUUCUAAAAGGAAAAGGUUCUAUUGACAGAAAAUCAAUUUUUUUGUUUCUCUUACCCAUAAUAUUUUCACUCUGUAAGAAUUUACAAAACAAUCUAAUAAACUUUUCAGUUAAAGAACAUGGGGCAAGAUCAUAGGACAAGAAAAGAUAUGAUUAGUCAUUUUCUUCUGUACCAAAUGAGGAAAAAAGAAAAGAUGCAUCCCGUUACCCCUUUCAAGUCUGGAGCCUUGAUCUUUUCAAUAACUAGGGAACCUCAGCUGAACGUACAGGCUGCCAUUCACUGUCCUGGGAAAUACCAAGCUAGAAACAGUGCUGUUGAUAGUUUUAAAACAGAAAGUCUUGAUUCAUGAAACAAGCAUUCUACAAAAAAAGUUACCACUUUACGACAGGUUUCUAUUUUUCUGAAAAACCUCAACUUUUAUAAGUACUUUUAUAAUCAAUUUACUAAAAAUGUGUAAUUCAUAUUUUUAUGAUCAUUCCAGUAAUUCUGCAUACAGUACAUGGAAUAAAUAUCGAAAUGAACUUGGACAGCCUGUAAGUCUUAUGUUGAUCAAGUAGUUGAUACUAUAAGUUUUUCUUUCCAGUGUUCAUGAGUGGCCUUACACUCUGGGUAAAAGCAGAUUUACUUAAGAGUUCAUAGACAUGAAUUCACUUUACCCAUACUCCUGCAGAUGAAAAAACUCACUUUUAUUAAGAUGUUUUUAUAUCUGGGUAAGGAAGGAAGUAUUGGGUUAACAUGGUAAUCUAGAAUUUGUGAAAGACAGUCUGUUCUUAAAGCAGAAUGAUGUUGAUAAAAGCAAAUCCAAGCUAUUUUUACUCUGAUUUUCAAAUGAAAUAAAAUGAAUGCUACAGUAGCAGUUGUUACACAGUUAAGCCAAUGCCAGAUGAAAAAUCAAAAAGCCUAAGUCCUAGUCUUCCUUAUUAAUGACAUUUUUAAAAUCACACAAGUAAGCCUUUAAUCUAAAGUUCCUUCCCUGUAAGAAUUUAUGAAACUCUAGAAAGAAUGAGAAAAAAUAGCUCACAAAAAAAUUCUGCAAUCAUUAAAGCUCCAUAAAAGCUACAUUCAUACAAAACCAAUAUGAAUACAAUGUCGAUCAGGAAAGGCAAGGUUUGUCACACUAGUUGUACUGAAAGUACAUCAAAUUUGGACAUCUGUCAUCAAUUCAGGUAAACAUUUAGCAUACACCAAAGUCCACAUACAGUGCAGAGUACAGACACACCUAGUCUGUUAAAUAAGGAAACACACAUGAAAGCAUACAGUCAAAAUACUCCAUACUCGAGAGGUGUUCAAAUACUCAGUACAAGGAGAGACACAUGAAUGGACAUGGGUUUGAUAAAGUUUAGGGUGCAAGAAGUGCUGUGUAGAGAAGAUUCUAGGCAGAGACAGAAGGGUUUGAUUAGAAGGUAGUAUGAGUAACUUAGAAACAUGAUUACAAUAAAACAUCAUCAACUCCUCUAAAAAUACUCCCCACUACUUCAAGCAGACAUUUCUCCUUGUUCUUGCCACAUUUUAUGCAGUUUUGUGAGUCCUCUUUAAUAAGUGCUUUUUUAAUGAGAUGUAACCAAAAAGUACAGCAAAUGCUUCUGUUGCAUUCUAUCCAACAACAAAAAAGACGGCUUCACAACACAUCAUCUGCCUCAUUCCCUGGAUCUGGGGCUUUGCAGCUCCUGGCACUUCCCUAGUCAAAAUGAUGAUGAAAGGUAAACAUCUGCACCGACUCGGGACACUGAGGCAGCCACGACAACACUAAAACAACAGAGGACUUCAGAACUGCUUCAAAAAGUGGCAAGAAUUACACGGUGUGUUUAAAGUGGAGUAUUUAGAGGCAGGUUAAUCGGUAUGUGUUUUUACUGUGAACUAUUCUAGCUUAAACGUUCAUUGUAUCACUUCAUAUGCAAGGAACUGAGUCACAUAAGCAAUGGAAUCAGAAAAGGUAAUCACAAAGAUAAUCAUAAAUCACACAAGCCUUAUUGUGCCCGCCCUAAAGAAACAUGACUUGAUUUUUAUUCCACAGUAAUGGGAAACCACAGACACUAUGAAAAGGGGAAAAUGACAGGAGCAGAACAGUGGUAAACAGUAUGGUAAAAAUCUCAAAAGAUCUGCACUCUGUUGUUUAACAUGAAUGACAAUGUCUGUACUAAUUAAUUCUGCCAUUUUAAACACAGAACAUCUAGAAUCUAAUUACUGUAAGACCUUUACAUUUGGUGCAAGAACAAGCCUUAAAAAGUAACUCUAGAGUUUAAAAAUGAGAUAGUCAAUAAAAAUGUUUAUGCUAAUCAAACUGAAAAACACUGUUCUUAGGCUUUCAUCGUGGCAUAUCCAAUCUUACAACAAUCUCGCACUUUUACUAUGUUUGUGUCUUUGGCUCCUCAAUAAACAAAAGCUUAAAAUGGUAA